ACACACACUUCUCUUCAGUCCUUGCACCUUUCUCCAUGGCCGUAGUCAGUGGAACGUACUGCCCAUUUCCCUCUCCCCCCUUCUCCUUCUCGGUUGUUUCUUCCUCCAAAGAAACAAGUUCAAAUUCAAGCUCAAAGUCAGUGAAAUUAAGGGAGGACUGGAGGAAAAAGUCCAGACCAAUUCCUCCUGGUGGGGUCUAUCCAGCAAAGGACCACUGCAGUAAAUGCGGGUUGUGUGAUACUUAUUAUAUUGCCCAUGUCAAGAAUGCUUGUGCUUUUCUAGGAGAUGGCAUGUCCAGAAUUGAAGCCUUAGAACAGAUGGUCCAUGGCCGAGGGAGGAAAGCAGAUUCGCUGGAUGAGGUGUACCUGGGGGUCUAUGAGAAUCUUUUGUAUGCUCGAAAAAUUAAGCCUGUUGAUGGAGCUCAGUGGACUGGAAUAGUUACAACAAUUGCCGUGGAAAUGCUUAAAACUGGCAUGGUAGAAGCUGUUAUUUGUGUCCAGAGUGAUCCUGAAGAUAGAUUUACCCCAAGACCUGUCCUAGCAAGGACACCAGAGGAAGUCAUUGCAGCCAAAGGUGUUAAGCCGACACUAUCCCCUAAUCUUAACACCCUGGCCCUUGUUGAGGCAGCUGGAGUGAAACGCCUUCUUUUUUGUGGUGUAGGGUGCCAAGUGCAAGCAUUGAGAUCUGUUGAGCACCACUUGAAUCUGGAGAAGCUUUAUGUUCUAGGUACUAAUUGUGUUGAUAACGGAACAAGAGAAGGCUUAGAUAAAUUCCUGAAAGCAGCUAGCAGUGAGCCAGAAACUGUCCUCCAUUACGAGUUUAUGCAAGAUUAUAAGGUUCAUUUGAAGCAUUUGGAUGGACAUAUUGAAGAGGUUCCCUAUUUCUGUUUACCAGCAAAUGAUUUAGUAGAUGUCAUUGCACCAUCUUGCUACAGCUGUUUUGACUACACAAAUGGUUUAGCGGAUUUGGUGGUGGGAUACAUGGGUGUGCCAAAGUAUAGUGGUGUCAGCAUGACACAGCAUCCACAGUAUGUUACUGUCAGAAAUGAAAGAGGACGAGAAAUGCUGAAACUUGUUGAAAACCUUUUGGAAAUUACUCCUACAACUAGUCUGGGGAAUCGACAACCAUUUGUCAUGGAGACAGUGAAGGCAGACGAUAAAGCCAAGUUGGGACAGGGUCCUUCUCAACCUGCCCCAAAGUUUGUUGGCAACUUUUUAGCAUUUGUAUUGAACUUAAUUGGCCCAAAAGGUCUGGAAUUUGCUCGUUAUUCAUUAGAUUACCAUACCAUCAGAAAUUAUCUACAUGUAAAUCGCACAUGGGGAAAACAAAGAGCUGAUAGGCACAUGCCAUCAUAUGCAAAAAAAAUUGUUUCUAUUUAUAACCAGAAUGGGGAAAUUGAUCAAAUGCUCUUGACUAAGUGAUGAAAACACAGCAAAAGGUGGAAAUUCCCUUCACAUUCCCAUGUAUGAGGACUUCCGUGCAUUGCUGCUUCUAUAUAUGGUGAUGGGCUCCUGAAAUGUGGCCAUGUAGUGAUAACGCCACAUUGAAGGCAAACAUCAUAGUUAUUUGAGGUCAGUCUUUGUUCCGCUCCAAGUUUCAUCAGUAUCUGAAGUGGCCAGCAUUUAAUAGAAGAAAAGGUUUUAAAUUCUGAGGAAAUGGGCUUUUGGCCUAUUUGGUGGACCCUCAUUUAUCCUGGCAGUUGUAAAAUUUCAAACUGUCUGAAUUGUGUACAAAAUGAUAUUUUCACUCACUGACCCUUAUCAUUCCCUAGGCUUGUGUUAGAUUGAGUUCAACUCAUCUAAUUUUUUGCCCUCCAUCUUAAUUCGUCUCCAGAAAAGAGUAGUACCAAGCGUUCCUUUAGAUUUUGUAAUUAGAGAUACUUGACUGUUCUGCACAAAACUCAUUGCUUCACAGCAAGUCAAACUAAUGCUUGUAUGAAAACUUGGAUCAAGAAAUUCUGAUUA
Messenger RNA from Coffea eugenioides, 1964 nucleotides. Its product is annotated as 7-hydroxymethyl chlorophyll a reductase, chloroplastic. Gene Ontology annotation, molecular function: 7-hydroxymethyl chlorophyll a reductase activity. NCBI's taxonomy places the organism in Eukaryota, Viridiplantae, Streptophyta, Magnoliopsida, Gentianales, Rubiaceae. Gene Ontology annotation, cellular component: chloroplast. The record is from RefSeq and is a predicted model, not a curated record. The transcript has 19 exons. Gene Ontology annotation, biological process: chlorophyll cycle. Bases 36 to 1421 code for a protein of 461 amino acids.